CAGAGGGAGGAAGAAGCCGCGGCUCUUCUUUAUUGAGGAGAAAAACUCAAAGGGAUAAAAAGGAAUCAUGCGGUAGGCAAAGAAGGCUUCCCAUUCUCAGCAGCACCUUUAGAAAUUGACAUCCCACUGCCGAGCUGCUACCUUGCAAAGACUGCUACUGUCAAUGGAGCUGGAAAACAUUGUUGCCAACACUGUCUUGCUAAAAGCCAGGGAAGGGGGUGGAGGAAAGCGUAAAGGCAAAAGCAAAAAGUGGAAGGAAAUCUUGAAGUUCCCUCACAUUAGCCAGUGUGAAGAUCUCCGGAAGAUGAUAGACAGAGAUUACUUCAGUCUGUGUGACAAGCAGCCAAUCGGAAGGCUUCUUUUCCGGCAGUUCUGUGAAACUCAGCAUGAGCUGGAGUGCUGUAUUAGGUUCCUUGACUCUGUGGCAGAGUAUGAAAUUACACCAGAUGAAAAACUGGGAGAGAAAGGGAAGGAAAUCGUGAUGAAAUACCUCACCCCAGAGUCCCCAGCAUAUGUCACUGAAGUCAGCCAAGACCUGAUCCACCAAACGGAGGAGAAACUUGAACUGAGACCCUGCAAAGAACUCUUUUCUCACUGUGCAAAAUCUGUCCUUGACUACCUAAGUGGAGAGCCGUUUCAAGAAUACCUGGAUAGCAUGUAUUUUGACAGGUUUCUUCAGUGGAAGUGGUUGGAAAGACAACCAGUGACCAAAAACACUUUCAGGCAAUAUCGAGUGCUAGGCAAAGGAGGCUUUGGGGAGGUCUGUGCUUGUCAGGUGCGGGCUACAGGUAAAAUGUAUGCCUGCAAGCGGCUGGAGAAGAAGAGGAUAAAGAAGAGGAAAGGAGAGUCCAUGGCACUCAAUGAGAAGCAGAUUUUAGAAAAAGUCAACAGUCAGUUCGUUGUCAACUUAGCCUAUGCCUAUGAAACAAAGGACGCAUUGUGCUUAGUUCUGACCAUCAUGAAUGGGGGUGACCUGAAGUUCCACAUCUACAACAUGGGAAACCCGGGCUUUGAGGAAGAAAGAGCCUUGUUUUAUGCAGCAGAGAUCCUUUGUGGCCUGGAAGAUCUUCACAGAGAAAAUACUGUAUACAGGGAUUUGAAACCAGAAAAUAUCCUGUUAGAUGAUUAUGGCCAUAUCAGAAUAUCUGAUUUGGGUCUAGCUGUGAAGAUUCCUGAAGGGGACUUGAUCCGGGGCAGGGUAGGAACAGUGGGAUAUAUGGCUCCAGAGGUCUUGAACAACCAGAGGUAUGGUCUGAGUCCAGACUACUGGGGCCUGGGCUGCCUCAUUUUUGAGAUGAUUGCUGGACAGUCGCCCUUCCGAGGGAGGAAAGAGAAAGUGAAACGUGAAGAGGUGGACAGAAGGGUGCUAGAGACGGAAGAGGUGUACUCUCACAAGUUUUCAGAGGAAGCCAAGUCAAUCUGUAAAAUGCUACUAGCCAAAGAUGCAAAGCAGAGGCUGGGCUGUCGAGAGGAGGGGGCUAUGGAAGUGAAGAGACACCCAUUUUUCAGGAACAUGAAUUUCAAGCGAUUGGAAGCAGGGAUGUUGGACCCUCCCUUUGUACCGGAUCCCCGGGCCGUGUACUGUAAGGAUGUGUUGGACAUCGAGCAGUUCUCCACCGUCAAAGGUGUCAACCUGGACCACACAGAUGACGAUUUCUAUUCCAAGUUCUCCACAGGAUCCGUAUCGAUUCCAUGGCAAAAUGAGAUGAUAGAAACAGAGUGUUUCAAAGAGUUGAAUGUGUUUGGACCAAACGGUACUCUUUCACCCGACCUGAAUCGGAGCUACCCUCCUGAACCGCCAAAGAAAGGCUUGCUACAUCGAAUAUUCAAGCGUCAGCAUCAGAACAACUCCAAGAGUACUACUAAUUCCAAGACGAAUUUUAACCAUCACAUCAACUCCAACCAUGUACGUUCAAACUCUACUGGAAGCAGCUAGUCUCAGUUCCAAUCUGGGAGUUACACAUGGGGGCCACACCCUAGUCCUUCCACUUUAGAAACAGAGCUCCUGCCAACAAUCGCCACCACCAUCACUGAGUCAGGCCAAUGAUUCCACCCCUCCAAAAGCCAGAGAGGGACCCUGUCCAAACCCGGCAAGUGGAGCCUCCAAUUUUCCUGAAGAAAUUCCCACUCAGGUCUGUUUUCUGGAGGGGGGCCCUUGGACAGACAGCUGGUGUGAUGGUACUUGGUCUCUGUAGAAUAUUGCAAUAGAAAUCCAACAGAUUGAGACAACUUGCACGUAUUUAAAUAGCAUCAUACCUAGAACUGAAUUUUGUCCUUAUUAUUUUUAAAGAAAAGUUUUGUAAAUUUCUCUAUUGUCUCAGUUUACAUUUUGUAUAUUUGUAUUUAAAUGAAAGUCAGACUUUGAGGGUGUAUAUUUUCUGUGCAGCCGUUGUAAAGCCAUGUGUUUUAAGACAUUGAAGGGAAAGGGAGGGAAGGGGGGCGGGGUGGGAUUUUUAAAAUGUGACUCAAGACUUCCAGAGCCUCAAUUGAAAAAUUGUUGUUUUUAUUAACUGUAGAGAAUUACUCCAAUUUCACAUUAGCUAAUGGGUUAUAUUUCCAUACAUGCAUUUGAAGGCACAAUUUAUUCCUAACUAACUUACAUUCGUUUGUAUAUUUGAUUUAUAGCAACACUGCUUACAAUCUCUCUGUUAGUUUGUAAUGUCUUGUAUUAAAUGCUUAAAAAAAAAGGAAAAAAAAAAGGAAAAAAAAGGGCACACUUGUGACUUAACCCCAUUUGAGAAUUUCUUCCAUGUGAGGCUGGGACCUGCUGGCACCAUUGAGUUUAACACCAGGGUUUUUUUCCUAGAUCAUCAAAAUAUUUAUGGUGUGAUUCAGGGUCCUGUUUUCCAUUCUCCAUCCCCUUUUUGCAUUAGAAAUAGUCUCCAGGGAAAGGAAACAUGGUCAGGGCCUAGAAGAUUUGGGGCCAUUGGUGCUUGGGCAGAGAAUAUUGUCCUUCCCACCUAGUGUGUCCUGACCUCUUGUUUCCAUGCAUUUCCCUAAAGUUUGGGUUGUAUUUUUUUUAAGUGGGAAAUACAAGAAUAAUGAGAAUUAAAGGAAAUCCCAAGUGUCUUAAACUUUUAUAGACAAAGAAGCCUAGAUGUAGGAGAAGUAUGUAUCAGCUCUAAUGUUUGGUUGAGAAUAAUAAAGACAAGAAGGAAACUUUUUGGUGCCUCUAUAUGUAACCAAGAUUUCUUUUGAGACGUCCUAGGGAGAAGGAACACAGUAGUACAAAACAGAAAACUAGGCCUCUCAUGCAAAUUUCUCCUGGUUCCUGGGUGAAUUGUGAGUGAAAGGGUCUCUAGUUACCAAACCCGUCAUAUGGGUAGUUUGGUAAGUGGCCAAUGAUCAGGCAGAGGUGGAUUUCCCUGGCUGCUCUGGUCCCAAAAUUGGCUGGCCCAUGGAAAGGAACAGUGACCAAAAUGGUGGCAUGGCACUUGAGAGGCCAAACAAAGGCAGUUCUGACUUUAGAAAAUAAAUAACUGUGUGAGCCAGUCUCUGUAAGCAUGUCUUUCACCCUUCCAAGGUCAGACCAGAGAUUUGAGACAAAGAAGGCCUUUCCAAGGAUCUGAAAAUAUAAGUUAGAAAUGUAGGCAGUAACCCCAGCCAGGAUCCACAGAACCCAAAUGGGUAAAAGACCUCUAGAGACAAUCCCAGUGUCAAAGAAUCACAGGAUAAUAGAUACAACUGGAAGCAACUUCAAAGACCAUCUUGUCCUACUCCUUCAUUUUACAGUUGAGGAAACUUGAGGUCUAGAAAUAUUAAGUAACUUGUCUGGGAUCUUACUUCCUUGUAUGGGAAGCAGAUACUUCCACGUAAACUGUUUCAUCCUUAACACUUGGGUUUCCCAAUCUCCUUUCUAACAAGGAGACAUCGAUCAAAUUAUCCUACUCUCACACUAGCACCCCAAGGGCUCCCACCUAAGCAAGGUGAGCAAUGGAUUAACCUGACUCCCCUCAAGACAUGCCAGGCAUUUGCUGCCACCAUUUCCCAUGGCCUUCUGCACUUCUGGGCUAUGGUUUAGUGGAUUGCCAAUGUUUGGGGAGGAGACCACUCAGUACUUACUUUGUUUGGGUGAAUCAAAUAAUAAUGGGGUGAGUUUUCAGGGAAAAGCAUCUUGUGAGACUUAAAUCCACAACCUAAUUUCAUAAUCAUAGAAUGUUUGAAUUAUAAAAUGAACUUUAGAUCAUCUAGCUUAACCCCUUCAUUUUAUAUAGAGGGAAAUCGAAGCCCAGAGAGGAAAAGUUACUUGCCCUUUAUCACACAACUAGCAAACAGUAGAAUCUCAUCCUUAGAUUCUAAACUUCAGUUAUGUGCCUUUUGGGAAAUACACAUAUGCUAGAAAGGGAGCUUGAAGAUUGGGCUGCAUAAUUUUGAGGUGGUUCUACAAAGAAAUGGGAGAAUAGAAAUAUUUUAAUUUCCCUCAUAUGCCUUUAAUCUGCAGUAUUAAUUUCAGAGUCUGAUUAUCUCCUGGACCAGUUCUUGGACUAAUUGAUCUUUUCAUUUCUUUGGGUUGGAUUAGAGGUAGGUACUACCAUCCAUCCAUGCCAUUUUUGCCAAGGAAAUGGCAAUACCUUUGAAUAGCAGUAUUAAGUCCUACAACCUUGCUGAUCUUCCCUUCUCAGUGGCAGAAUGAAAGCUCAUUCUGUAGACGCCAUGAACCCAAAGCACCACCCUGCCAUCUUGACAUUAAGGGCUUCUCUCUGUUUGCGCAGUCUUUGGGAUUUCAAAACUGCACACGGAUUGAUAUUGGGAAAAAAUGUUCAUACUUCAAGGGGAAUGUAAUAGUUGUUUUUCAAUGUCAAAAUCUGACACUUAUUUUAAAACUCUGGAGAACAUUCAAGAAAACUAAAUAGGGCUCCUAUUGUUUUUUCUUUUUCUAGUCCUUGGGUCACUUGGACCAUAUCAAAAGCACAGGUCUCAACAUUGAUUCCUAGAAAGACUUGGGGCUAUACUUCUCUUGUUAUAACUGCCAUAAAUGUUUGUGAAAGUUGCAGCUGAGGUUAUUUUGCUGCUAAGCCCCCUAAAUCAUUUGAGCCAAAAGGCCAGUGCCCAGCUGUUACAAGAGAGCACCUCAUUAAAGCAAUGCACAAGAGACCGUCCAUCCAUAUUGCCAAACUCUUGAGUCAAUCAUCAGAAAGUCUUCCCCUUCCAAGCUUUAUCUUCUGUAUCUGUUUUAAGACCAAAAAAGUAGUUAUUUGUCCAGACAUCUUUGGAUGAUCUGGUGUUUUAAAAGAUUUUUAAAAAACACACAUUUGAGCUCUAUAAGGAAGAAUUCCUCUUUAAGGAUGUUAUUUUGUGCACAAUUAGUCAAUUGACACAGUGCCUUUGAGGUGAGACCCAAGGAAUGGGUCCCAAGUGAUACAGAAACUUCUUCAAUUUGUUUGCUUCUGUCUUCAGUAAGACAGUGGUUGUUCCUGAAAUUGUCAUAAUCAUGCUCCAUUAUCGAGUUUCCCAAUGGUCCUGGGGACCACCUGAGAUAUUAAGGAGACAGCCUCCCCCUCAACACACACACGCACACACACACACACACACACAACCAGUCCUCAGGGAAUUGACAUCCUAGGACGCAGUUCCCAUAGUAGACAGGACUGUUCUUCCUCUUUGUGUCAAUGAUCAAAGAAAAAUACUUAAGAGAAGAAAAUAAACCUAUUAAGUACUGACUAUGUGCCAGGCACUGUGCUAAGCGCUUUACAAAUGGUUUUUCAUUUGAUAAUAUAGAGUUACAGAACUCUGUACAGAUUUCCACAACUGCUCCCUUGACUCCAUGUCAUCUUCCACUGCAUUUUGAACAGCAACAAGAUGCAACUUCCUUCUGAGAUGUAUUGCUCUUUGCCAUUGAGAACAUAGUUAUUUCUGGUUUGAUUUUAUUUUUUAGGGGGGGAAAGGGACUAGUUAUACUGCUGCUUAAAAGAGAGCAGUCAGUAGCUUGACUGAAUAUCAGUGCGCCUUACAGGGUAAUACUGCAGGGACAGAUUUUGACUCGGGUUCCAGAUACAUGCACAUGGAUGACUCCACUUGUUUCAGUGGCUACUUCUUGGGAACAGGAUUUGCACUCAGGUUCUUAAAAGUCCAUUUGGGAUACCAAUUGUCUUGAGUGCCUCCCCUCUAAAGAUAAUACAGCCUUUUAAGAGUCCAGAAGUUCCUGUGCCUUGCUUAAUUAUCAAGGAACAUCCACAGUGUUGAAACUCCUCUUCUUCCAUUCCCAUCCCCCUUUUCCUGAAGAAGUUACAUCAUUUCAAAUCUUUCCCUUUUCUGGCUGUUUGCCAGCUGUUCCAUCAAUGACAGAACUCUUCUGGAACAUGACUAAACCAACAAAGAGAGCACACCUCUUGGACAGUUUUCCUUGGGGGUACAUCAGCCUUGCAUUGGGGCCAAGGCAACUUCCCUUGGCAGGCAGAACAGAAGAAUCAAAGGCUUGGUGUUCCUGGAUUUUAGGAGAAACAUCAGGUCUCUUGGCAAUCAAGUAUCACCCAAGAAAUCUUCACCAACUAAUGAUAAAUACAUAAUAUAUCCUGUCCAUGUAAUCUUUUGCUUACAUCUCCCUCCUUACCUCAAGGCUCCUGGAUGGGCUUCAGGAGUCAGAUGAGCAACUGAAUGUGUCCUCUUUGAGUUUCCAUUCUAUUUGUAAUCUGGGAUGUACUGGGGUGACUUUUAACAUUUUGACUUUUGCUCAGGAAGGUGAAGGGCAUACAGAUUUGUUGGUGUAGUUUCACAUCAUGUAGGUCAGUCUUUCCCCCACAAGCAUCUCUCACCUGGACAGGUGUUGCUUAAACAACCAAUAAGCCCACCCAAUUAAAACACCAACAUUGUACAUUCACACUCAUGCCCAAGGACAUAUUUCCAGUCUGAUUUUCAAAACCUGCUCUACUGUGGUCAAGAUGUGUACAUAUUUGGAAACGUCAUGCUCUCUCCAAGAGGGAAAGGGCUUUUCCAAAGGAUUUAGAUGUGACUGUUAUGAGUCAGUUGGAAAGUCAUUUUUGUAAGCACUCCAAAACAAAUGUUCUUGGUUAAUAGUUCAUGGCUUUAUAUCUUGUUUUAAUAAUAAUGAUAAUAAUAACAAUAACAAUAACCAUCAUUCCAGCAUCUUAAGAUUUCUCUCUCUCUCUUUCUCUUUUCUUUCCCCUGGAAGAUUUUCACACUGUUUGAUAAAACUAGCUCUGUUUCUGAGAUUGUUCUGGAGAGAGUGGUUUUUGUGUUCCCUGGCUGCCCUAAUUCUCUAUACAUUCUGUCUAAUAACGUCACAGUGCUGCUGUAUCUAGAUCAAACCACUGUUUUGUU
Messenger RNA from Dromiciops gliroides (monito del monte), 7278 nucleotides. RefSeq names its product G protein-coupled receptor kinase 5 (gene GRK5). Gene Ontology annotation, cellular component: cytoplasm. The transcript has 16 exons. Gene Ontology annotation, biological process: protein phosphorylation; signal transduction; regulation of signal transduction. NCBI's taxonomy places the organism in Eukaryota, Metazoa, Chordata, Mammalia, Microbiotheria, Microbiotheriidae. The record is from RefSeq and is a predicted model, not a curated record. The coding region runs from base 164 to 1936 and encodes 590 amino acids. Gene Ontology annotation, molecular function: G protein-coupled receptor kinase activity; ATP binding.